AUGUGGGGCCAGAUUAACAACCUAACGAAAUUAGUAUCAGAACAAGCCGGGUCGGUAAUCAAAGAGGCUGGUCUUGAUGCGACUUUGGCAAGGGCUUCCUCACCAAUCUGCGGGGUUCAUGAGCUGCAGGAGAGCGCGUCCCUAAUCCAGCUACGAGAAGAGAAUGUAAAGCUACAGCGUCAAGUCCAGAAGCUCCAAGAGACGGCGGCGGACGUGUUGGGGGAGCUGGAGGAUGCCCAGGACGCGCUCGCACGGGAGCAGGCCGCCAAGGUGACGGCGGAGCAGCGGCUGGAGGCCGUACAGAGGGAGCUGGAGCAGCAGAUGCAGAUGCAGAGCGCUACGACUGGGCAGUCGGCGCCGUCGGAGGAGGACGCCCUGGCCGCCAGCGAGGCGGCCGCCAAGGCGAUGGAGGCCAAGGGCCGGCGCCAGUACAGCUUGCUUAUGGCGACCAAACAACAGCUCACUGAAUUGGAGGCCAGCCACACACGUCUGCGGGAGCAGCAUGGGGAGCUGGAGCAGCAGCAGCAGCAGCUGAAGGAGGAACUGGAGACGCUACGGCGGAACCGCGAAGAGAGUGAGAUGCUGGCGGGCGAGCUCCGGCAAGGGGUGGGGACGAGGACGGAGGACGGCGCUAAGUACAUCAGGGGUAGCACGGCAGCGUCUCCAGAGCGUCUUGAUGAGCUGACCGAGCAGGUUGGUGAGCUGCGGGCCCAGUUGCAGCAGCGCGAUGAGCACCUGGCGCAACUGCAGGCGGAGCUGGAUCGGAGGCAGCAGGAGCAGCAGGAUGCGGCUUUUGCGCUUGGGGUCGCUGUGGCGGCUGCCCGGGCAGAGGCCCAGGCGGCGGCAGUGGCGGAGAUGGACGCCGCUGUGGCGGGGCUUCAGGCGCAGCUUGACGCGGCGACGGCGGACCUCAACGAGGCAGAGGCGCGGGCCCAGCAGGCGGCCGCUGAAUCCGGCCGCCUGGCCGCGGAGCUGCAAGUGCAGAGCCAGCAGCAGGAGCAGCAGGUCCAAGCAGCGGAGGCCGCCUCCGCCGCGUUAUCGGCGCAGCUGGCAGAGGCCAAACAGCAGACGGAAGUGUUGACAGCCGAGUUGAAGCAGCUACGAUCAGAGCUUGCACAGCACAAGGCAGUGUUGCAGGAACGCGACGCGGCGCUGGAGCUCGAGCGCCGUCGUGUGGCGGAGGCGGGCCUGGGACGGGUGGAAGCGGAAGGUCGUGCGGCGGAGGUGGCGGGAGAGCUGGAGCGCCUGAAGCAGCGCCUGGCGGCAGACGAAGCGCGUCACCGGCGUGAGUUGGACGAGCUGAACGACAGCUUGGACGAGCUGCGCCGCCAGGCAGACGAGCAGGGCCGCGCUGCAGCUGCAGGUGCCAACGUUGCGCAACAACUGGCGCUGUAUGUGGGGCAGCUUGAGUCGACGGCGGCGCUGUACGAGGCGACCGUCUCAAAGUACGUUCCGUACGCCAAUUUGUUAGAUGAUGUUGAAAAGCAGCUGUCGGCGCUGCAGGGCCAUCGGGACACGGCCUCGGCUACCGUGUCGUCGUCAUCAGCGGCGGCGGCGGUGGUGCUGGCACCGUCAGCGCAUGAUGCAGCACAGGAGCAUAAUAAUGAGCUGUUGCGCCUGAGGGCCGAGAUUGCACAGUUGCGCUCCGGGGCUGAGUUGGCAGCGCAGCUACGGAAGCAGCUGGGCACGCGUGACGGCGAGCUGUACGAUAUACGGCAGCGGGUGCAACUGGCGGAGCAGGAGCGGGCUUCCCUGGAGGAGCGGCUGCAGCGGCUCCAGGGGCAGCUGCGAGAGGCUCGGGAGGCCCGCGAGGCAUGCAGUGUGGAGGCGGAAGAGCAGCGGCGGCGGCUGCAGGCGGACCUGGAUGCGGCGGAGCAACGCGGGCGUGAGCUGGAAGCACGGUUGGCGGCGUCCGCCGCUGCCGCAGCAGCGGCGGCGCAGCGGGUAAUGGACCUGGAGGCUCAUGCGUCCGCCGCCGCCGAAGCGUCGGCUGCUACCGAAGCAGCGCUGAUCGCACGCGCGGAGGCGGCGGAAGCACAGGUGCAGCAGCUCCGAGGCGAGCUGGACACAGCUGUGGCGUCCCUCGCCACUGCCGGUGAGGACGCUGCGGGUCGCUGCUUGCGGCUGUCGCAGGAGCAGACUCGCCUAGAUCAGCAGCUGGCGGAGGUCUCGGGCGCUCUGCUGGAGGCACAGGCGCGCUUAGAGGCGCUGGAGGAUGAAAAAGCCCGUCUGGAAGCAGAAGUGACCCACGGGUCAGAAGCGUUAAAGGAAGCGCAGGCACAGGCAGACGCACUGGAAAAGGGCCAGGUUGCGCAGCAGCAGCAGCAGCUUAGUGAGAGCGGCGAGACAUCCCAGGCGGCAGCGGCGGCACUGGCGGCGGCGCAAAGCAGUGAGAAGCUGCUCAAAGCUCGGGUAUCUGAGCUGGAGCAGCAGCUUGCGAAAGGGUCCCAGGCGCUGCAGGUUUCGGAGCGUGCUCUAGCUCAGUCCAAGAAGGAGCUGCACGACGCGCUGUCCGAGCUGGCCGCGUCCAGGAACCACGUGGCUGCUGUUGAGGCCAAGGUGGAGAGGCUCGCUCACGAGGUGGCGGACAAGACCGCCGCAUUGGAGGCGAUACGGACGGGCUCAAAAGCGGAGGUGGCCCUGGCGGCGCAGCGGCUGGCGGCAGCUACAUCCCGCACGACAGAGCUGGAGGCGGCGCUCGCAGCGGCCGCCGCGCAGCACGAUGAGGCGGUGUCGGCGCUGCAGCACAAGUUGACGGCGAUGGAGAAGGAGGCGGUGUCGGCGCGGACCGCCGCGCGCCAGCUUGAGCAGCAGGCAGGCAGGGUGGUGUCGGUGCUCCGGGACAGUCUGACUGCGGAGCGUGAUGCCGCUGCGGCCACCGCGGCCGUGGUCCGAUCUGAGGUGGAGGCCAGGGCAGCGACGGAGGUGGCGGCGGCAACUGCGGCGCUCGCCAAGCAGUGGCAGACUCGACUGGAGGAGGCGGCGGGCCGUCAUGCGGCGGCCUUGCAAGAGACCCAGCAUGAGCUGGAGAUCGUCAGGCAGAGGGCGCAGGCGGCGGAGGAGGAGCUGGCGGUGCUGCAGGCCGCCAGUGGCGACAUGGAGCGGCUACGGAAAAAGGUGGCGGACUUUGGCCCCCUCACGGCCCGGCUGGAGGCGGACAAAGCGGCGGCGCGCCAGGCAGCUGCCGAGGCGCAGGCGGCGCAGCAGCAGCUGGAGGAACGUGUCAGGGCUAUGGAGGCCGAGGCGGCCGAACGUAACCGCAAGUUCCAGGUGCUGCAGCGCAGCUUCAAGGGCGAGCUGGAGUCGGCGCGGCAGCAGCUGGAGGCGGUGCAGGCGCAGAUCGCCUCGCACGUGGCGGCGGCGGCGGCAGCGGAGCACCGGGCGGAGGAGGAGGCGGCGAGGUGCCAGGCGGUGGAGGCGGAGCGGGCAACACUGCAGCAGCAGCUGGAGGACGCGCGUGCGGCGGCGGUGCGGUUGGAAGGGUCGCUGUCGGUGCAGGUUGCGGCGGCGGCGGAGGCGGCGGGCAAGCUGGCGGCGGUUGAGGCGAUGCUGACGGAGGAGCGAGCGGGCCAGGCAGCUGCUAACCGGGACGGGGAGUCUCUGCGACAGGACUUUGAGCGCAUGGUGGCGGCGGCUGUGGCGGCUCGCGAGGAGGAGGCUGAGCGGAGGGUGGCGGCCGCACUGGCGCGGGAGCAGGCCGCGACCUCAGAGGCCCGCCAGGCGGAGGCGCGCGCGGAGGCGGCUGAGCUGGCCAAGAUCGAGCUGACGUUGGCUCUGGCGAGAGUGGAUGACGAGGGUCGUACAUCCGGGGGGCCGAUGGUGGCUGGCGCCGCCAUGGGGGUCCUGCGGCCGUCGGUAUCUUCUCGCGACCGCGUGGGCAGCCUCGUAGGUGCCCGUUCCGGCGAGUACGGCACCCGGGGAGACGGCGUCCCGGGUGACGGCGACGCCGCUGACGGGGUCUCUGGCGACACCCUCUUCGCCGCCUCCCCGACCACCUCGGGGGCUCUGUCGCGGGAGGACCGCCGUCUGGCUGCCCGGCAUUCGGGUAUGCUUGCGGAGAUGCAGCAGCGGGUGGAUGAGGCGGAGCUGGCGGCUGCCGUGCAGACGCGGCGUGCCGUGGGUUUGGAGGAGGAGGUCUCCCGGUUACAACAGCAGCUGUCCGAGAGCCAGCUGCAGGUGAAGGAGCUCAGCUGGCAAAUCUCCGUAGCCGUUGGGGGGGUGCCCGCCGCCAGCGGCGGUCUGCGGGGCCCUCGCGGCGGCGGCAGCAGCGCUGCUGCAGCCUCCUCCUCCUCCGCCAGCACCGGAAUGGGCAUGUUGGACAUUUUGGGCUGUGGCGCAAACUACCGUCGGAACUGA
Messenger RNA from Volvox carteri f. nagariensis, 4356 nucleotides. RefSeq lists its product as uncharacterized. The transcript has 17 exons. The coding region runs from base 1 to 4356 and encodes 1451 amino acids. Lineage: Eukaryota; Viridiplantae; Chlorophyta; Chlorophyceae; Chlamydomonadales; Volvocaceae. The record is from RefSeq and is a predicted model, not a curated record.